AGAGAAUGUCCCAUUUUAGUGUUUUGUCUCGUUCAAUAAUUGUUUCGUUUUAGGAAUGAAUGAAUGGUUAUGUAGAUUCGAAAUUCAACGAAAUUUCAACACCACCAUGAAUUCUAUGAUGGCCAUGGCUCAUGAAUCGAGCCAGUAGUAUGUAUAGCCUAUGGAGAAGUAUUUGUUGUCUCGAGAAAUAGUAAAAUUUCACUUCGGAGAAGUGUAUGCGCAGAUAUUUUGGAACCUUUCUACGUAUGGUGCUUGCGGAUUUAAAGAACUCGUUAAGCUUUCCAAGGUGUCAGCUGGAGAAGUAAAGCAAGCUGUCGCUGUGUUACUACAACAAAACGUUAUAUUUGCCUAUGAAAAAGGCAGUGGUAGAGUCUUUAGAAAUAAGCCAUGGAAGUUGGAUGGAGAGGAAGGAGUCGAAAUUUUAUUCGAAGCGAAAGUGGAAGAAGCGUUGCUUCGUUUAAGAUUUCCGAGAUUUAUUCAGCUUUGCAGAGAAUAUUAUGGUGAGACAGGAGAAGUUUUGUGCCAGAUUCUAUUGGAGAGAGGUUUGUUGUCUUUCGAAGACGUUAUUCAGGUCGGCGUAACUCAAGGACGGCUCAAAAGUAGUGCUGCCGCAGACUCAGUAUUGCAUAAGAUGAUCGAAGAAAAGUUUGUUUGCCUUGCUGGUUAUGAAUACUAUGAGAAGAAUGAAAAGGAUGUUUCGUCUGUUUCAAGUGGUAUGAAACGGAAGAGAUCGACAGAUGACGCUCCUUCCCCUGCCAGAGAAGCCGAUAUGUCUCAGAGAAGCUCAGAAACUUUAAGAUUUGUACAGUUGGAGCUUUAUAGAAUAUCCACUAGUUUUCUUAAUCGCAUUCUGAGACAUGAAGCUUUUUCGGAUCUUGUUGUUCAUACUGUACGAGAAAAUUCUAGAAUGGUAGCUAGUUGUUUCCGUGCUAUGCUGUCUUUGAUACGAAAGGAAGAUGAAUGUUUUGAAGGUGAGCAGUCAGUACCAGUCCAGAGGGAUGCUAUACUUGAUGAGAUCAGAAAUCAGAUGCCAUCAUCUUCUGAAUUGGUAACUGUGGACCAGCUGAAUGAGGCGUUAAAUGUUUUGCAAGAUGACAGAUAUAACUUUAUUUCAGGAAUAGGAAUAUCUUCUUUCGUGGUUGAGAUUCGAAUGAUGCGGCAGCUGUUAAAGCAGAGAGCUACGGAGCACCUAAUCUUGAAGAGGCACGGAACUUCAGGUCUUCGAGUCUACCGUUUAUUGUUGGAUAAAGGUGCUUUGGAACAAAGGCAAUUGUUAGAAUUUGCUAUGCUGCCCGGAACGACUGCACGAGAGAAACUCUAUGCAAUGUUCAGAGAUGGCUAUGUGGUGGUAAACGAAAUUCCUUCUUCUUCCGACUAUAAGUCUUCGCGUUCAUUCUUUCUUUGGAGCGUAGAUGUCUCAAACGUUUUCACAAAUGUGCUCUGUCAUGCAUAUAAAGCGACAUUGAAUAUGUUGAUUCGCAUGAAGAAUCUGCACGUAGAAUAUAGUCGUCUGCUAGGUUCCAAUUUGUAUUGUGUCAGUGAGGAAUUGGAAAGCGUUCCCAUUCAACAAGAAAUACUAGAACGCCAUAUAUCUAGUCAGUCGUCAAACAUGAAUUAUAGUUGUGCCAGUUUGGAACUCAAAGAGCGAUUGGAGAAAUUACGUCAAAGAAUGGCGUUAUAUGAAGUUAGUAUAUUGAGAUUAGACAAGAACAUCAUGUGUAUUCGUGAUAUUUAGCCUGAGAAUACUGCCUUUUUUUAAUGAGAG
Molecule: messenger RNA, 1765 nt
Organism: Galdieria sulphuraria
Lineage: Eukaryota; Rhodophyta; Bangiophyceae; Galdieriales; Galdieriaceae
Product: DNA-directed RNA polymerase III subunit C3
Exons: 1
Coding region: 161-1735 (524 amino acids)
Cellular component (GO): RNA polymerase III complex
Molecular function (GO): single-stranded DNA binding
Source: RefSeq, a predicted model, not a curated record